UCGACUCUUUCGAACGAGGUACAUAUAUAUACAAGUACAUAUUUAUAUAUAUAUAAGUGCGGCGAUCAAAGGGGAAUCGUUUUGGGCCCGAGAUUGCAAUUGUGCUUUUGUUUCGGUGUUGUGCUGCUGUGCAUACAUGUAUAGCAACAUGAACAAGUGCUCGGUGAUUAUUGUGCUACUGUCGCUGACCGGCGUCCUUGCCAAGCCGCAUGGUCUUCUCGGACAGAUACUGGAGAACCACCGACAGCGCCAUGACUCGAGUCUCCUGGAUCCCCUUGGGCUCUUCCACAACAAACGCCCGGGCGAGAGUAGCUACGGCGACGCGAGCGCCCACAGUAAAGCCAACGCCCUCACCGGAAGCUUCCACCUUGGAAACCUAAUUGGCAUAUCGGGCUCCAUCAGCAACGCCGAGGCCAGUGCUAACGCGAACUCCGGAGCCAGUGCCAACGCGGUGGCCAACGCCAAUGCCUACGGUGGUAGUGCCAACGCCAACGCCAAUGCCAAUGCCGGUGCUGGCAACUAUUACGGUGGACAUGGCUACGGUGGACAGCAGCCUACCUAUGGGGACUACGGUGGUGGACAAUUUGGAUCGCAGGCCAAUGCCGCUGCCAAUGCCAAUGCUCAAGGCUCACAAGGAUUCCAGCCAGGAGAGUACGGGCCCUCGUACUCUAACGAACCAUCAGGUCCACAGUACCCGAGCGGAGGAGGUGGAGGCGGAAGUGCAACCGCUAAUGCCGCAGCGAUCGCCACCGCCAAUGCCAACAGUGGUGGCGAUGGCUCGUCAGGCUCGUACCCCAUCCAGAAGCCCCAGCAGUUUGUCGACAACAACAACCUAGGCUCGGUGAACUACAACCCCGUGUCCGCACCUGCCCAGACCUCCUCGAACGCGGCUGCGAACGCAGCCGCCAACGCAGCAGCGAGUGGUGGGAGCUACCAGCAGAGGCCGAGUGUCUCGACCGGCCAGCCAAGUGGCACGAUCGUCAUACCGAUCGAGAUUGUCGGGGUACAAAAGAGGCCACAUCAUCAUCAUCACCACCACCACCAUCACCGCCGACCCCAGCCCGAACCUGUGUACGCUCCACCACCACCCUACCAAGAACCCCAGCCCGUGUACGCCCCACCACCUCCUCCUCCUCCUCCUCCUAAACCACAACCGCAACAACCUUUGCCACCAGCUAGACAACCGACUAUGAACACCCAGCCAAUACGUAUCAUCGUAGUUGAGCAACCCACCAGAGGUAGUGGCUGCCACGGAGGCUGCGGACGUCCCCAGCCGAACUACAGCUCGAACCCCUUCCUGAACGGUGGUGGAAGCAACUCCGCCAACGCAAACGCAGCAGCUUCCGCCAACGCCAACUCUGGCUCAUCGGGUGUUGGCUACCACGAUCCCGGCUACGUCCCGGCCCCAUCCUACGAAGCCCAUCUACCGGUGGAAAACACCAUGAAUCCCUUCCUAUCUGAUGUUCAUCAGGCCUACACCCCAGCCCCGAACCCCCAAGUGGGCUACGGUCAAGGACCGUCGUACCCUACCGGGCAGCAGACCUACGGUGGGUUCGGUAGCAACGCAGCGGCCAACGCAGCAGCCAACGCAGCCUCGAACGCCGGGGGUGUCUAUCAGGUGCCCGUCAAGACUCAGACACCAAACACGGGCUCCGGGGGCUACGUCAACCAACCCAACCAGGGAUACUACGGGUCCGGCAAGAACAACUACAACCAAGGGGACUUGGGCAGUGGCGUCGUCAUCAUCGACGAGGAUGACAACCAGAGGAAUAACAACAACAAUUACAAUUACGGACAGCAGCAGGGCUCGGGAUCUGGUAGCGCCAACGCCGCGGCCGCGGCUAAUGCUGGUUCCACCUCUGGAGGCUCGGGGAGCUACCAACCCAGCGUACUGCCGGUAUCUACUGGAUCUGGUUGUGGAGGUGGCUGCUCGGGAGGUUAUGGAGGACACAACAAUGGCGGCAGUGGGGCCAGUAGCGCCACGGCGACAGCCAACGCAAACGCUUCGGCAAAGGGUUAUGGAUCGGCGAAUGCCUCGGCGGCGGCGAACGCCUCGGCCAAUAGGAGCGGCUUUGGAGAGGCGAAAGCCAAUGCCGUUGCGACCGCUAAUUCGGAUACGCGUGACCGGCUCAUCUUCACCCGCUAAAAUAAUAUGUACCUACGUGUAUAUAUAUUAUAUAUAAAAGAGACUCGCUUUCGUGUGCGAGGGGUCCGAUGUUUGGUUUGCUUAUGUGAUAAAACGAGAAGAGGAUUCGAGUGAUUAUAAGUGUACGCGUUACUUUUUCGGCGCUUUCGAUUUGCUUCAAUUUCUUUUUCAUGUGCGAGUGUACAGUGUACAAGGAUGAACAAAUAUCAUAACUCCAGAGUAUAUCUUAUAGCAGAUAGAUGAAUGACACAUGUUGAAUGUAUGAUUAGUUUCUUCUUCUUUUUUUUUUUUUUUUUUUUUUUUUUUUUUUUUUUUUUUUUU
This is a messenger RNA of Copidosoma floridanum, 2467 nucleotides long. RefSeq lists its product as uncharacterized. The record is from RefSeq and is a predicted model, not a curated record. NCBI's taxonomy places the organism in Eukaryota, Metazoa, Arthropoda, Insecta, Hymenoptera, Encyrtidae.